Molecule: messenger RNA, 2052 nt
Organism: Clupea harengus (Atlantic herring)
Lineage: Eukaryota; Metazoa; Chordata; Actinopteri; Clupeiformes; Clupeidae
Gene: eif3l
Product: eukaryotic translation initiation factor 3 subunit L
Biological process (GO): translational initiation
Cellular component (GO): cytoplasm; eukaryotic translation initiation factor 3 complex
Molecular function (GO): translation initiation factor activity; protein binding
Source: RefSeq, a predicted model, not a curated record
GCCCAUUGCAGCAGACGUGCUGGGCUAACGCGGGUGUCUGAGAGUUACAUUACAGAAAUUUAGAUCAAGCCGCUCACCAUGUCUUUACCAGCCACCACCCCCGCCGUCGCCGCCGCCGCCGCCGUCGUCCCCCCCGCCACCGCCACAACAACCACCACCACCAAAGAAGAAGAAGAAGAUUAUGACCCGUACUCAUAUACCAAUGACUACGAUCUUCACACUGGUGACCCCAAAGCUGACCUGGCAUACGAGCGCCAGUAUGAGCAUCAGCAGACCUAUCACGUCAUCCCCGAGGUGAUCAAGAACUUCCUGCAGUACUUCCACAAGACCACUUCAGACCUCGUCGACCUAAAGGUGUAUGAGCUGCAGGCAAAUCGUGUGUCCAGUGAGGCAAUCGAGCAGAAGAUCUAUGAGAUCCAGGACGUUUAUGAAAACAGCUGGAACAAGCUUACCGACCGAUUCUUCAAGACGUCUCCCUGGCCUGAGGCUGAAGCCAUCGCCUCCCUGGUGGGCAACGAUGCCGUGUUCUUGAUUCUUUAUAAGGAGUUGUACUACAGACACAUCUACGCUAAAGUCAGCGGAGGUCCGACUCUAGAACAGAGAUUUGAAUCAUACUACAACUAUUGCAACCUAUUCAACUACAUUCUCAAUGCUGAUGGCCCUGCACCUCUGGAGCUUCCCAACCAGUGGCUUUGGGACAUCAUUGAUGAGUUCAUCUACCAGUUCCAGUCCUUCAGCCAGUACCGCUGUAAGACGGCCAAGAAGUCUGAGGAGGAGAUUGAAUUCCUUCGCAACAACCCCAAGAUCUGGAACGUGCACAGCGUGCUGAACGUGCUCCACUCUCUGGUGGACAAAAGCAACAUUAACCGCCAGCUGGAGGUCUACACCAGCGGGGGAGACCCAGAAAGUGUAGCUGGAGAGUAUGGCCGCCACUCGCUCUAUAAGAUGCUGGGCUACUUCAGCCUGGUUGGGCUGCUGCGCCUGCACUCGCUGCUGGGGGACUACUACCAGGCCAUCAAAGUGCUGGAGAACAUCGAGCUCAACAAGAAGAGCAUGUAUUCCCGUGUCCCUGAGUGCCAGAUCACCACCUAUUACUAUGUGGGCUUUGCCUACCUGAUGAUGCGGCGUUACCAGGACGCCAUCCGUGUGUUUGCCAACAUCCUGCUCUACAUUCAGCGCACGCGUAACAUGUUCCAGAGGUCCACCUACAAAUAUGAGAUGAUUAACAAACAGAAUGAGCAGAUGCACGGCCUGCUGGCCAUCGCCCUCACCAUGUACCCCAUGAGGAUCGACGAGAGCAUCCACACCCAGCUGCGCGAGAAGUACGGCGACAAGAUGCUCCGCAUGCAGAAAGGAGAUCUGGCUGUGUUUGAGGAGCUCUUCAGCUUCGCCUGCCCCAAGUUCCUGUCCCCGGUGGUGCCUAACUAUGACAACGUGCACCCCAACUACCACAAGGAGCCGUUCCAGCAGCAGCUCAAGGUCUUCGCCGAGGAGGUGCAGCAGCAGGCCCAGCUCUCCACCAUCCGCAGUUUCCUGAAGCUUUACACCACCAUGCCCGUGGCCAAGCUGGCUGGGUUCCUGGAUAUGUCGGAGCAGGAGUUCCGCAUCCAGCUGCUGGUCUUCAAGCACAAAAUGAAGAACCUGGUGUGGACCAGCGGCAUCUCCGCCCUGGACGGAGAGUUCCAGUCUGCCUCCGAGGUGGACUUCUACAUUGACGGGGAUAUGAUUCACAUCGCAGACACCAAGGUGGCCCGUCGCUAUGGAGACUUUUUCAUCCGACAGAUCCACAAGUUUGAGGAGCUGAACCGGACCCUGAAGAAGAUGCCCAUGACCGGCACCACCACAAGUAGCACUGCCGCCACCCGUUCAUGAGUUUGAACCAGGCAGUCAAAGAUGGAUUUCACUGUUCACACAAGUCUGACCAACCAACCAGAGCCCUUCUUUCUGAACACCCAUUGUCAAGACUUUCUCAGUUUUCCGGUAGUGUGUUCAGAUUAUGUGAUGCUUUUUUCUUUUUACGCAGAAAAUGGAAAUAAAUUUUGAAGUGGUGAA